CUAGAUUUCAUUUACAACUUAAAACGACGGCAAUCCCACACCGCGCCGCUUAUGCACUGAGCUCCGAACAGUAAAACAGCAGAAAAGGUCUGUUUUUGUAGCCAUGGCGAGGCCUUCUUGGCGCAAAUUCUUAACGACAUCCCGUUUCCAUAUCUCUCGCCACAUCUCCUCUUCUUCCUCUUGCUCUGAAGCUCUACCUCCCCCUUCCAUUCCCUCUCCCCGCGGAGUAGUCGUUACCGGUCUGGGGUUGGUGACUCCGCUUGGUUGCGGAGUGGGAACGACAUGGAAGCGGUUGAUAGAGGGCAAUUGUGGGAUAAGGGCGAUAACGCCUGAAGAUCUCAAGAUGGGUGCUUUUGAUAGAGAGACUGAGUUGCAUAUAUUUGAUCAGCUGACUUCUAAAGUUGCGGCAACUGUGCCGUGUGGAAUGGGCUCCGGUGAUUUCAAUGAGGAAUUGUGGCUUAAUUCAAAGGUGGUUAAGAUUACCAUGGCUUUCCAUGUCCUUCAGGGGUUUGUUGCCUAUGCUCUUUGUGCAGGUGAUGAAGCUUUAAAAGAUGCAAGAUGGCUGCCCAUUGAGCAGGAAGAGAAGGAAAGAAUGUUGAAGCGACAAGUGAAAGAUCUGCUCUUUUUAUACAGUGACUACGUCAGCUUAGUCCAUUCUUCAUUCCAAGGAUAUUAAUCAACAUGGCUUCUCGUCACAGGAGCAUAAAUAUGGAUUCCCGGUGUGUAUGUAACCUUCAAAUGUGAUAUUUUCAGGAGCUUAUGACAGCUUUAAGCCAGUCAUGCAGCUAGUUUGUGAUGCUGUACUUUGCUUGCAGUAACUUGUUGAAAGGAGACUCAAUCUCCUAGUGAUCUCAGGCCCCUGUUAUGUUCACUUUUAUUAAAUAACCCUUUUGAGC
Messenger RNA from Rubroshorea leprosula, 896 nucleotides. The record is from the annotation of a GenBank genome assembly. Lineage: Eukaryota; Viridiplantae; Streptophyta; Magnoliopsida; Malvales; Dipterocarpaceae.